GUACUUACUGACACAUCAGAAGAUGAUAAGGACUGCAUGACUGUUGGAGAAGAUGGAUGCAGUGUGGAUUUCUCGUCAGGAAAAAAUGAGGAGGUAAAGUCCUUCUCAUUUGACCAAGUGGUGACUGUGAGCAACAUACAGAGACUUUCACCCCGACCUCCUGCAGGGUCUCACUCAGGCCGUGUCCAGUGGUUUAUAAUGGGGCCCUGCUGGUUCUGUGGAGUCUACACAGAGGAGGACAAACUCUCUGAUUGACUGUGCAAUCAUCAAAGAGGUUUUGAUAAACCUGUUUGGUCACAUUUCAUCACACGUGAAGGAAGAAUUAUUCCUCUCUGUGUCUGUCCUUCAGUUUUAUCCAGAUGGCACUGCAGUGGAUCUCCUGAGCCCCAAUAGACAAUCUGUGAAACACAUGACGCACCCCAUCCUUGAAAGUUUCGCAGGAAGUUUCUGUGAGGUUUGUGUGCAAUCAGCUGAAGAGGCUUACGCCUUUUACCAAAUAUGCAGAGAGAAACUGAAGACAGAUCCAUGCUCUGUAUCCAGUAGGUGCAGUUCUCUGUUGUCACUGGCGUUGAAAGAAACUCCAUCCAGAGGUGGUGGAGUCUGAGGUCAGUAGCAGCAGACUGCAGCUGUUCAUCCUGACAGGAGGAGCCAGCAGGACUGACCUCAGAGGUGUCAACCCACUGGGGAAAACUUUGGAUCAAAUUCAGUGUGGAGCCCCAGCAGGUGACAAGCUCCUCCCAUUUCUCCUAAAAGACAUUUUAACAGGAAACUGGAAGACGGUUCUCAUCUACUUCAUCUUCCCUCGAGGUCUUCUGGAUGAUGACACCUCCUCAGAUUUAGCUUUGGCCCAGAAAGUGAGGGGGUUAGUAACUAAGGCAACUGCUGCUCCCUGGUGUCCAAAGACAAACGAGCAAAAGAUCAGAGAUAAUAUCACAGACCUCAGAACCACAAUGAUUUCACAAGUUGGACAUGAUGUUCAGAAUGCCUACAGGCUGGCAGAGCUGACUCAAAGCCUGCAGCUGCUGAAAAAGCAGUCAUGGAAGAAAAGAAGGCAAGAAUCAGAGAAGAUAAAAGCCCAAGUGAAGAGCUGUCAAACCCCAAAUGGCAGCCAGCAGACUCUUCUGAGAGACAUCUCAGGCACGGUGAGAUAUUUACAGGACGAGCUCAGGCACCAAAUGGAAGAACAUAUCAGAGAGGGGAAAGCAGAUGUGGACCAAGUCCAGCAGAGGGUGUGCAGAAUCCAGCAGCUGAGAGAAGCACUUAGAGACGAAAUGGUGAAACACAGGGACGCUGGAGAGAAAUCCGACCCUUUUCAGCAAUCUCAGUUAGAAUACAGCAGUGCCCAGGAACAGAGGAGGCGACUUAAAGAGGAUCAUGGGAAAUUAAUUCAAGAGGAGGUGGAGAAGAUGCAGAGAGAUCUGGCACAGGACCAGACAGAAGGGCUCCAGAGAGAACUGCGGAUCCUGACCAGAGAGAGACAAGUUCUGGUGCUGCAGAUAGAAGCCCUGCGUGCUGAGGCCCUGCAAGCCGAGAAAGACUUAAAGGAUCAGUACCAGAAACACCAAACAGAACUGCACUGUCUGAGAGAGGAGAGCCUGCAGGUGUUCAGAGUGUAUCGUCAUGUAAAUGAAGAGCAGAGGAAGACGUCAGAGGGCAGGUACAGGACUGUGCUGCUGGAUGCCGUGCAGGAUGCAGUCUACCUGUCUGCCCAAAACCAACAGCUACAGGCCAACAACAAACAACUACGCAAAGAACUUGGACAUUUAAAGGAUGCUCUAGUUGUGCAAGGUGAUCCUAAGGCUGAUCGGUUACCACCAAAACAAUGAAGACAUGAAGACUUUUAAGAAUCAGAAAUAAAUUUGUUUUGUUUGUUGUCACAUUAACACA
Messenger RNA from Thalassophryne amazonica, 1887 nucleotides. RefSeq lists its product as uncharacterized. NCBI's taxonomy places the organism in Eukaryota, Metazoa, Chordata, Actinopteri, Batrachoidiformes, Batrachoididae. The transcript is spliced from 17 exons. Bases 951 to 1826 code for a protein of 291 amino acids. The record is from RefSeq and is a predicted model, not a curated record.